AUGCCCAGGAUUAUUGAAAAAUCUUUCGAUAUUACUAAAUGUCAAAGACUUUCUCAAUUAAACGAGAAAAUAAUUAAGCAAUACGAAAGAAAAACUGGAGCAAGAAUUAUUGUUCAUACCGGACAAAUUACAACUUUGACAAUCUCUGGAAAUUCAUCUCAAUUUAUAGAAGCCAAAGUUUUGAUGAGAGAUUUGCUUGACAAGACUUCUUUUAUUCCAGCAGUUUGUUACUUCAUUUUAGCAGAUCCAGUUUCAGAUAGCAAGCUUAAAUUCGUUGAAUUUAAUGAGAAAAUUGUAGAAAUUAACGAUGAUGAUGGUGAUGAUGAUGGUGGUGGUGACGAUUCAUUAGAUGAAUCAAAAAGAAUAACUUACUAUUCCAUUGAAUUUCUACAAGAUUAUGAGGCUGAUGAUAAUAAUUAUGCUAACAGGUCUGAGAAUUUCUUAGAUCUAAUUACUCCAUGUAAAUUCAACACCUUCAAUAAACUUAAUUAUUGCUUGGAAAGAUUAUCUUUAAAAAUGAAAACAACUAUUAAAAGAAGUCUUGCAUUCCCAGACGACCAAAUCAUUUUUAAACCUAAAAUAAUCUUUGGUAAACUUCUAUUUUAUGGUAUUACAAGUCCAGAAGAUCCUUUUGUUUUACAAGAAUGGUAUAGGUUUAAUGCCUUAUCAAGAAUUAUCAAUGAAAUUAUUGACGAUUACUCUCGCGAUGAUGAUAAAUUAUACGGUGGUAAAAUGAUCUAUAAUGAAUUUCGACAAGGUUCCCUUCUAAUUAAGGAAAAGUUUAAAAUACUUCAACAAAAAUUUGGAUUCAAGUUGGACAGUGAACAAAAUAUAAACAAGGGGAAAGUAACCAUCUUUUAUGUUCCUGCAGAAUUUAAAAAGAGAAGAAUUUCAUUGCGUUUGAGUGAACAAGAAAAUGAAUGGAAAGUCGCUAUCCACGCUCAUAGUCUUAACCGUCUAGCGAGCAUUGAUAUUAUCUCUGGAUCAAAAGAACCUGAUUUUAGACUUUCACUUAAAUCUUUUUACGACCUUCCUUCUGAGGGUUCUGGAAUUGAAAAGACGGUUAAUGACGUUCAAUCUCGAAUUUCCGGCGAAAGGAAUGGCAUGUGGUUUCAAUCAAAAGAUUUUGCCGGCACUACAAUUAAACGAGCAGUAGUUCGACAAUUCAUUGAAAAGAAACGUUACAAGAAUGAAAAAUACUCCAUUACAUUCUCAAAGGUCAAACAAGAAGAAAGAGGCAAUAUCACCUUUCAAAACAUUGUCGCUUUGAAACACCGUUAUUGGGGUCAGACAAUUAGCUUAGAUAAUGUUGAUGAAUUUAUGAGGAGUAUUACUGAAACUUUUCAUGAUGUUCGAAAAAUGAUGAAUGCUUUAGUUUGA
Molecule: messenger RNA, 1380 nt
Organism: Rhizophagus irregularis DAOM 181602=DAOM 197198
Lineage: Eukaryota; Fungi; Glomeromycota; Glomeromycetes; Glomerales; Glomeraceae
Source: RefSeq, a predicted model, not a curated record